UGACAACAUUCUUCUUAAAGGGCGAACCUCACGAUAUUGGAUUGUUCGUCACGUAAAAUUUUCCUGCCCGUUUUUUUCUUUCAUCCUUCCUGCCCAUGCGCGCGCCUUGUACCCCGCCUGCCCGCUCCUGCUACAUACUACGUCGCGAUAGCUUCUCUUCUCAAUUCCAUGGAAGUCCAGGCCCAUUCAACACCACGAUACCUAAGGUAUCUACAUACCGCGGCAUCACACCUAGAACUGGAAAACUUCUUCACGCUAAUUGUCAAGAUGUCACAUGUGACACGGGACAAGAACCUUGGUUCAAUCAGGGGAUGAAGGUAUAGCUACUGGCUGCCAGAUCAGGAAGCUGAGAUUCUGGCAAUUGAACCAGUCAAACAAGACGAUGGAUCGAUCUACAUGUGUUGCGCGCAAACACAUGGGGAAGAUGGCGCCUUUGAAUUUUUCUUCACAAGAGCUUUGUGCAGUUUCCUGGGGCCGACCGUGACCCCUGCCGAAUGGCUGUCGAACUGUCGAUAGACUCAUGCCAUGCUCGUUGCAACCUUCUCGAUCUUGCCAAGCAAUACUACGCCAAUCCAAGUUUGUCUGUGAUCUUUGGCUGCCGCUUGACCUUGGGUUGUUAGCCAACACCAAGAAAAAAAACAUGAGAUCGUAUAAUGCAGUUUGGCCAAGAGCAUAAAUGGGAUCAACAACCUUCCGGAUUAGGUUAUGCCGCGAUGCACAACGGAGGGACCUGAUGCAACCAACGUGCCGAUCGGAAGGUACCAAUCCAAGCAAUCGUCCCCGACUUGCCCUUCCCGGUUGACGGGUGCCAGACACCGCUCAUCGAAGCUUGAAAGUAUCAAGGGUAUCCGCGGGACAACCGACAAACGAAAACUGGUCGUCUCCCGGUCGAUACUAGUAUGAGACGAACCGCGAUACGGAACCGCUACCGAGUUCUCAUGCAAAUCACCCUUCGAAAAUGCGUCUAUCCAGAUGCCGAACAUGGAUAGAGGCCGGUUACUUGGCCCAUCAAAACACCUUCCCCUUCGAGCUUGACCUCGAUAUCGACUACUACCUACCCCAAAUAUCCACCAUGUCACCUACUCUACCUAGGUAGCUCAACCUCACGAUGCUGAUGCUGAUCCAGACCUUCCACCGACCGGCGCCCCAGCUUUACACGCACAACGGGCAACUAGUAUAAGAUGGCCCAUGGCCCAUUGACCGCCAUCAUGAUUCUGAGGGAGAAGGCAGUGACGGGGAAAAUAGCAUCUCGAAGCCCACCACCACCACCACCACCAUGAAGUAUCUUUCCAUCCUCACCGCCCUCUUGGGCCUUGCCUCCGCCACCGCCAUCCGCUCCGAAGCCCGGCCCAAGCGGACUGCCUACGAUGGCUACAAGGUCCUCCGUGUCGCCGCCGGUGAUGACGCCGACAAGCUGAACAAGAUCAUCGCCGACCUCGAGCUCGAGACCUGGAAGGGUGUGGCCAAGGUUGGCGGUCACGCCGACGUGGUCAUCCCGCCCUCCAAGCUCGCCGCCUUCAACGCCCAGGCCGAGGGCUUCGAGACCCUCACCAUGCACGAGGACCUCGGCGUCUCCAUCGCCAACGAGUCUGGUUUCCAGGCCUACGCCGGCACGGCUGACCAGACCUGGUUCAACACGUACCACGCCUAUGCCGACCACUUGACCUUCCUCAGGGAUCUCGUGGCUGCCCACCCCAACCAGUCCGAGAUCGUCACCUCUGGCACUUCGGUCAACGGCAACGCCAUCACUGGUAUCCGUUUCUGGGGUAGCGCCGGCAAGGGCGUCAAGCCCGCCAUUGUGUUCCACGGUACCGUGCAUGCGCGCGAGUGGAUCACUACCAUGGUCGCCGAGUACCAAGCCUAUUACCUCCUGACCAACUACGGCUCCGACGCCACCGUCAAGUCCUUCGUCGACAAGUACGAGUUCUACAUCUUCCCCGUCGUCAACCCGGACGGCUUCAUCUACACCCAGACCAGCAACCGUCUCUGGCGCAAGAACCGCCAGUCCAACUCGGGCUCCUCGUGCGUCGGCCGCGACAUCAACCGCAACUGGCCCGCCCACUGGUCCACGUCCGGCGGCGCCUCCACCAACCCGUGCGACGAGGCCUACAAGGGCGCCAAGCAGGGCGACGCGCCCGAGACGACGGCGCUCGCUGCGUUCUUGAACAAGGUCAAGGCCGCGCAAGGUCUCAAGUUGUUUAUUGACUGGCACUCGUACUCGCAGCUUUUCAUGUCUCCCUACGGCUACACCUGCUCCUCCGUCCCCGCCAAAAACUCCGAGUACCAAUCCCUCGCCCGCGGCGCCGUGGCCGCCAUCAAGUCCGUCUACGGCACCACCUUCAACUACGGACCCAUCUGCACCACCGUCUACAAGGCCACGGGCAACUCGGUCGACUACGCGUUCGAUGUCAGCGGCGCCGAGUACGCGUUUACGUUGGAGUUGAGGGAUACAGGCGCCAAUGGAUUCAUCCUGCCUGCGUCGCAGAUUUUGCCGAGUGGCGUGGAGGCGUGGGCGGGAGUCAAGUAUUUGUUGGCCAAUAUGAAGUGAGGGGACCAAAAAUGGAAAGGGAGAGGAAGAAUGUGGUGAGAGAGAAAAAGAGAGAGAGAGAGAGAGAGAGAGCCAAGGGGAUGGGUUGGGAGGGGUUAGGACUGGUGUUGAUAUAUAUUGGCAUUGGACAUAUACUUACCUACCUACCUACCUACCUGCCGUACUCUGUGCAUAUACACCGCACACCUGAGGCUUUCACUCAUCUCACUUUCACUCUUGAAAGCAAAUUAGCAAUACUCGCUGCCUUGUAACGUUGCUGAAAUGUUCUUGUUGUCUUUUGGUUUACGGUUUUGGUCUAGAUGCAAC
This is a messenger RNA of Neurospora crassa OR74A, 2854 nucleotides long. RefSeq names its product carboxypeptidase A1. Gene Ontology annotation, biological process: proteolysis. The coding region runs from base 1277 to 2548 and encodes 423 amino acids. Gene Ontology annotation, molecular function: zinc ion binding; metallocarboxypeptidase activity. The record is from RefSeq and is a predicted model, not a curated record. Lineage: Eukaryota; Fungi; Ascomycota; Sordariomycetes; Sordariales; Sordariaceae. The transcript is spliced from 3 exons.